AUGGCCAGUUCCGGCAGCCCAAUGCCCAAGUCACCAAGCUCGAGAACGAUAUGGACAGAAGAGGCGCAGGUCUCGGACUUCUUCAAGAAAGUCAAGGUCGAGACAAAUCACACCAAAGACCACAACAGCCGCAACAAGGAGAAUAAAGGAACCGAAUGCAAGGUGCACAACAUCAUCGGUUUCAUCGUAUACGGAAAGAAUAGUACAAACGUCACAUUCGAAAAGGUCGUCGAUGGAAGGGCCACCCAUCCAGCCGUUCCACACUACUUCUAG
Molecule: messenger RNA, 273 nt
Organism: Alternaria triticimaculans
Lineage: Eukaryota; Fungi; Ascomycota; Dothideomycetes; Pleosporales; Pleosporaceae
Exons: 2
Coding region: 1-273 (90 amino acids)
Source: RefSeq, a predicted model, not a curated record